Cinara cedri is the source of this 2554-nucleotide messenger RNA. NCBI's taxonomy places the organism in Eukaryota, Metazoa, Arthropoda, Insecta, Hemiptera, Aphididae. The record is from the annotation of a GenBank genome assembly.
AUGUCUGAUUCCAGCGGAUCGUCGUUCGAUUUACAGAGAAACGUUCAAAACUUCAAAAAAAAGGUUGGUAUACCCAGUUUUUUAUUUAAAGAAUCUAAAUUAGUUAAACAAAAGUGAAAACGAUUCCCAUAAAAUAGUAUAUUUUAAAUAUACAUUAUAAGUUCCUACCUAGUAUAUUGGUAUUUUUUCGACAGACACCAAUAGAAGAGGUCAAAGAUUUAAAAAAACACGGAAAUGCAGAAUUUUCAAAAGGAAAUUAUUUAAUGGCCAUCAUACAUUAUACGCUAGCCAUAUCAAUAUGUACAGAAGCAGAGGCAAUAGUUUUAUCAAUUCUGUUUCAAAAUCGAGCUGCUGCUUAUGAUAAAUUGGUAGGUAAAUUAAUGACUUUGGUCAGUUUUGACAAGAAAAAACUGGUUUUUCUUUAAAUAUAGAUUAUAACAAUGGUAGUUAUUGCUUAUAUUAUACUUUCAGAAUGAUAAUGAAAAUUGCUUGGCUGAUUGUAACAAUGCCCUGGCUUUGGUACCAACAUACAAAAAAGCAUUAUCCCAAAGAGCCAGAGUACUUUCAGAAUUAGGCAACUUUAAACUCGCUUUAGAAGAUAUUANUUUCCAUCAAAAACGUUUAUUGAUAAUUAUUUGAAAUCUUUCUGUGAUGAUCCAUUUUCUGAAGAAUUUGCACUGACAUUAUUAAAAUCAGACAUAAAGUAAAUAGUAUUUAAUAUAAAUCAUAAUAUGCAUUUAUUAUCAUUUAAAAAUAAAUAAAUAGUUUUUAUUACAUAUGAUAAAUAUAUAAUACAAUGUAUGUAUUAAUUAAUUUAGUACAGGUUUGGAGUAUGCAAUAAAAUGUAUUCAGAAUCAAAAUUACGAAAACAUAGAAAAUGCGUGUCAAGAAGAAUUAAAGAAAACUGAUAAUAGUUUGAUUCGUAGAAGUUUGGCAUUAAACUUAUUAGCUACUUUUUGUAUACUGCGUGGGAAUAUUGUUGCUGGCAUUGAACAUCUUACUACUGUCAUCGAAAAUCUAAAUGUUCCUAACAAGGUAUAAUAUUAAAGUUUAUAUAUUUAUUGGUAAUUAAGAUUAUUAAAAUAUAUAUUAUUAUCAAUACAAAUUAUGAUAGAGCAAUUACAACACAAAAAACAUAACAACUUUUAUUGAUAACGUGUAAAAUUGAUAAAAUACUUAAUUUAACCAAUUCGGAAAUUUGAUACCUUAUUUUAAUAUUAGAGUCCAUGGCAUACUGAUUGACAAAUAUACUUCCAUAAAUCAUUAUAUGCUAUUACUUGGUUUUCUUAUUUUAUUCAGUUGAACUAAUAAACAAAUGUCCAGAUUGAGCAAUUUACAUGAGAAAUUAAAAUUAAGAGCGGUACUUUAAAAUCAGCAGUUAUGCAGAUAUGAUUUUUGUGAAUAAGGGAAUAGGUACAAAAAAAAUGUUCACUGUUUUUUUAAGUUUUUUUUUUUAUAGUUUUGUUUCCUUAAAUAGUGAGUAGAAUAUAUUUAUGUGUAUAUAUAUAUAUAUAAUUUUUUUUUGAUGUAGACAUUUAAGGGGAGAAAACGAACUAAAUAAUUAAAUCUUUCUAAGUUAUAGGGAGUUUUCAGCAUAUUUUUUUUCCAAUUAAUAUUAAAGUUUGUUUAUACAUGGUUAAAUAUUAUCAACUUUAUUUCAAUUUUUUUUUUAUUUUUUUUUUUUUUUAUUUUAUUAAUGUAGUUAUAUUUUUGAUAGUUAAUUAUAAAUUCUUUAAUAAAACGAGCAUCUGGUUAUCACCAACAAGAAGAAGUUGACAAAUGUAUUGAGGAUUUCAACUUGGCUGAAGCUAUUGAUCCCAACAGUUCUGCAGUAUAUUAUCACAGAGCUCAAGUAAUAUACAGAGCAUAAGAAAAAACUUAAAAAUUCCUACUGUAGUAACAAAAAUCAUUAAUUUUUUUUAGAUUUGUUUAAAUGAAAUGUACACUGAGAAAGCGGUUGAAGAUUUCAAAAAAGCAGUGGAAUUGAAUUCUAAGUUUGUAUUGUAUAAUGUUCAUUAUUAUUUUGCUCGAUACCAACAUGCCAAAAGUGUAUCAAAUGAAUUGGAUGUAGAAAAAUUCUUGAAAAAAUUGAAAGUAUUUUCAAAUAAAUACCCAGAUAUUGAUGAAAGUUUUAGACUAUAUGCCCUGGUAGAAAAAUAUAUUAUAAAAUAGUGUAGAUUUUAAAAUUAAAAUGUGUCUAUUUAUGUUUAUAAAGGCUCUGUCAGAAGAAAAAGCUUAUGAAGAAGCAGAUUUAUUGUUCAAAAAAGCCCAUGAAAUUCAUCCAGACAAUGCUACUUUUCUAGUACAAAGAGGUAAUCUUGUGUUUUUUGAAUGUAAAAAUUUCAGGGUUAGGGUAGAUAGUGUCGCACUACCUAGAAAACAUGGACAUAACAGAGAACUUUGCUAUGAAUUUGCUAUGAAAAUGAGUGGUAACUGGAGGAAAUAUGAAAAAAAAAAAGCUGAUACUGAGGAUGGGUAUCCCACUGUUGUACAUUUGAAGUUGGAAAGUAAUGCUACACAAAGUUAUUUUAUUUAUGUCAGAAUGCAAUGUUAA